Messenger RNA from Malaya genurostris, 684 nucleotides. RefSeq names its product small ribosomal subunit protein eS10B (gene RpS10b). The transcript has 3 exons. Bases 141 to 626 code for a protein of 161 amino acids. Gene Ontology annotation, molecular function: RNA binding; structural constituent of ribosome. Lineage: Eukaryota; Metazoa; Arthropoda; Insecta; Diptera; Culicidae. Gene Ontology annotation, cellular component: cytosolic small ribosomal subunit. The record is from RefSeq and is a predicted model, not a curated record.
GCGUUCCGCUAUGCAGCAACUGUCACUGACUAAAAUGGAUGCGAACUUCACUAGCUGUCAUUGUCUGUCAAAUCGAAAUCGUCUUCGCUCUUUCUCUUUCCGGCAAUCGUAUGGAAUUGUAGUAACACAUUUCGUUCAAGAUGUUCAUGCCCAAAGCUCAUCGCGUUUCGAUCUACGAGUACCUCUUCAAAGAGGGAGUGCUGGUAGCACAAAAGGAUUUCUAUGCCCCGAAGCAUCCGGAGCUGGAGAAUAUACCAAACCUGCACGUCAUCAAGACGAUGCAGUCGCUGAAGUCGAAGAACUUUGUUAAGGAACAGUUCGCUUGGCGCCACUAUUACUGGUAUUUGACUAACGAAGGUAUCGAGUAUCUGCGUUCGUACCUGCACCUGCCACCGGAGAUUGUUCCAUCGACACUGAAGCGCGCUGCCAGAUCGGAACCGCAGCGAGCCCGUGCCGGCCAGCCCGGAGGUCCACGUUCUGGUGAUGGGCCGAAGGGUGGUGAGGACCGAUCGGGCUACCGGCGAACUCAGCAACCCGGUGGUCCAGACAAGAAGGGUGAUGUCGGUGCCGGAGCCGGAGAGAUUGAAUACCGAGGAGGAUUUGGUCGUGGAUCUAAGCCACAGUAAGGCACGGAGUUAUUCAAUCUGUGUACAUUUAUCAAUAAAAUAUCUAUGAUAUAGGAAA